This is a messenger RNA of Melopsittacus undulatus (budgerigar), 429 nucleotides long. It is a transcript of the gene C12H22orf39, whose product is annotated as chromosome 12 C22orf39 homolog. Bases 60 to 377 code for a protein of 105 amino acids. NCBI's taxonomy places the organism in Eukaryota, Metazoa, Chordata, Aves, Psittaciformes, Psittaculidae. The transcript is spliced from 3 exons. The record is from RefSeq and is a predicted model, not a curated record.
UCUCCCUGCAAAGCGCGGCAGGGAUUGGUCGCGGGGCGGCGGCCUGCAGGUGCGGCAGUAUGGCGGACGGCGGGACCUGGAGGCCGCCGCGGUCGUGCGAGGACUACUGGUGGGAGUGGAAGCACUGCCGCGGGCUGCGGCACGCCUUCCACCAUUACUACGCGCACGGAGAGCUCCCGACCUGCGACCGCUGGCGGGAGGACUACGAGGCCUGCCGCGCCUGGGAGAAGGGCCGCGCCGCCGCCGCGCAGGAAGCUUUGUGCAAGAGUGAAAGAGCUCGAGUCAUGGAAAACAAGAAGUAUGCUCCAGUGUGGAGACUCAGGAAGAGCCCACCCCCUGACUGGUACCUUCCACUUGACCAAGACAAACCAAACUAGGGAGACUGCUUUGCUGUGUUUGGUCAGUAAUGCAAUACACAAUGCACAACUA